Messenger RNA from Alternaria arborescens, 648 nucleotides. RefSeq lists its product as hypothetical. NCBI's taxonomy places the organism in Eukaryota, Fungi, Ascomycota, Dothideomycetes, Pleosporales, Pleosporaceae. The transcript has 3 exons. The record is from RefSeq and is a predicted model, not a curated record. Bases 1 to 648 code for a protein of 215 amino acids.
AUGAAGUCGACUACCAUUCUCUCCGUCCUGAUGGGCAUGACCACUCUCGUCUCUGCACUACCUGUUGCAGACGCCAAUGGCCUCGGCCUCGUCGAACCUAUUGGGCUUGCCAAGCGAAUGCCUCAGAAGAAGAUCGACGCAGUCGACGUUGAGAAGCGUCAAAAGAAGAUCGAUGCUGUGGAUGUUGAGAAGAGACAGAAGAAGAUCGAUGCCGUCGACGUUGAGAAGAGGCAGAAGAAGAUUGAUGCAGUUGACGUUGAGAAACGCCAAAAGAAGAUUGACGCUGUAGACGUCGAGAAGCGUCAGAAGAAGAUCGAUGCCGUUGACGUUGAGAAGCGCCAAAAGAAGAUCGAUGCUGUCGACGUCGAGAAGCGCGAACCUCAGAAGAAAAUUGACGCUGUCGAUGUUGAAAAGCGCCAGAAGAAGAUUGACGCCGUCGACGUCGAGAAGCGCGAACCCCAGAAGAAAAUUGAUGCUGUAGAUGUUGAGAAGCGCCAAAAGAAAAUCGACUCAGUUGACGUCGAGAAGCGUGAGCCUCAAAAGAAGAUUGACGCUGUCGAUGUUGAAAAGCGCCAGAAGAAGAUUGACGCUGUUGAUGUGGAGAAGCGCUCUCCUCAAAAGAAGAUUGACGCGGUCGAUGUUGAGUAA